CGCUAUAUAACGGGGGGAGCCCGGCGCUGGGCAACCUCGCGGAAAAAACGCCACACGCACACACGCGCGGCGCCCUCGCACGGACAGCUGUGCCGGGGUUAUGAGACCGUCACCGCGCCGGAGAGGCUGAGCGACGGAGAGGCUCACCAUGACCAAGUCGUACAGCGAGAGCGGGCUGAUGGGCGAGCCCCAGCCGCAGGGCCCCCCGAGCUGGACGGACGAGUGCCUCAGCUCCCAGGACGAGGAGCACGAGGUGGACAAGAAGGAGGAGGACCUGGAGGCUCUGCACGCCGAGGCCGAGGAGGACUCCCUGCGGAACGGAGAGGAGGAGGACGAGGAGGACGACUUGGACGAAGAGGAGGAGGAAGAGGAAGAGGAGGAAGACGACGACCAGAAGCCCAAGAGGCGGGGCCCCAAGAAGAAGAAGAUGACCAAGGCGCGCAUGGAGCGGUUCAAGCUGCGGCGCAUGAAGGCCAACGCCCGGGAGCGCAACCGCAUGCACGGGCUGAACGCGGCCCUGGACAACCUGCGCAAGGUGGUGCCCUGCUACUCCAAGACGCAGAAGCUCUCCAAGAUCGAGACCCUGCGCCUGGCCAAGAACUACAUCUGGGCGCUCUCCGAGAUCCUCCGCUCGGGCAAGAGCCCGGACCUGGUGUCCUUCGUGCAGACCCUCUGCAAGGGCCUGUCGCAGCCCACCACCAACUUGGUGGCCGGCUGCCUGCAGCUCAACCCGCGGACUUUCCUCCCCGAGCAGAGCCAGGAGGUGCCGCCGCACGUGGCGGCGGCGGCGGCGGCGGCGGGCGCGCCCUUCCCGGCGCAUCCCUACCCCUACCAGUCGCCGGGCUUGCCCAGCCCGCCCUACGGCACCAUGGACAGCUCCCACCUCUUCCACCUCAAGCCGCCGCACGCCUACGGCGCCGCGCUGGAGCCCUUCUUCGAGAGCGGGCUGGCGGAGGGCGCCAGCCCCGCCUUCGACGGGCCGCUCAGCCCGCCCCUCAGCGUGAACGGCAACUUCUCCUUCAAGCACGAGCCGGCCGCCGACUUCGACAAGAGCUACGCCUUCUCCAUGCACUAUCCCGCCGCCGCCGCCGCCGCCGCGCUGGCCGCCGCGCCCGCCCACGCCGCCAUCUUCCCGCCCGCCGCCUCCCGCUGCGAGAUCCCGGUGGACGGGCUGGCGCCGUACGAGGGCCACCCGCACCACGAGCGCGUCCUCAGCGCCCAGCUCAACGCCAUCUUCCACGACUGAGCCUCCCCGCGCCGCAGGGAGGGCCGGGGCGGCCGCGCCCCGCCACCGCCUUGUUUACAGGGGGCGGCCCGGCGGGCCCCGCCGCCGCCUCGGGGCCCCGCGGCCCCCGCUCACCCGCUGUCUUUGCUGCCGCUCCUCGGAGCGACGCUGU
This is a messenger RNA of Motacilla alba alba, 1397 nucleotides long. RefSeq names its product neuronal differentiation 1 (gene NEUROD1). The coding region runs from base 149 to 1246 and encodes 365 amino acids. Gene Ontology annotation, biological process: regulation of DNA-templated transcription; nervous system development. NCBI's taxonomy places the organism in Eukaryota, Metazoa, Chordata, Aves, Passeriformes, Motacillidae. The transcript has 2 exons. Gene Ontology annotation, molecular function: protein dimerization activity. The record is from RefSeq and is a predicted model, not a curated record.